AGUUUUACGGUGGGAACAAGUCGAUGAAAGGCAUUGGCUUUUUGCGAGAACACAGUGUCGCUUUAGUGGCUGGCAAAGAUAAGCGGGCAACUCGUCUUUUUCAUGCCUCUUUUCUGUCCUCUCCCUUUCUUCUUUUUCACUUUUCUUAGCUAUCUUCUUUUGUGCGAUCCAAUUUUUUUCUCACUUUUUAUCGAGCCAUUAACAAACCUACAACGACAAAGCUGAUUUUGUUCGCUUCACCUUAUGCUAUUGAAUAUCAGUUUCAAAAGAUUCAAGAUUUUUUUAGCGGUCGUCAUCCUUCGGUAAAAGAAAGAUUUUUCUUGAAGAACUUUGGAUCUUAGGGAUUAAAUCUUGAAAUUUAGUUCCAAGAAAGAUAAGAUAGCAGAUAAUAGGGAAGUGGGGGUGUGUCUCCAAUGGCGUAAAAAUUUAAAAUUUAUCCCACACUGUAUGUGAAAAAGCGUGUACUUUAUAUUGCAUUGUCUCCUUAUUCGCCUCUUCUUGAAAAAAGCUUGCUUAUUUUCAAGAAAUCUUGAAAGUUGAAACCUGAAUACCCCCUCUUUUCUGGUUUGCCAUAUAUUCAGUUUUUCGCACAACCUAUAACCCUAGAAGUUGGUAAAAUAAGGAAUCAAAUACACUCCCAUACUUAAAAUCGCUCAAUUUUAUCGAUCACGAUCUGGGAUCUUGAAGUUGAAGGUGCUAAUCGUUUAGCAUCUCUAGGGUUUUCAGUAUGAAGUUUAUGAAACUUGGAUCGAAGCCGGAUUUGUUCCAAUCCAGUAGCGAAAAUACACGGUAUGUAGCAGCUGAGCUCGCUACUGACAUAAUUGUAAAUGUUUGUAACGUCAAGUUUUAUCUGCACAAGUUUCCCCUUUUGUCAAAGAGUGGUCGUUUCCAGAAAAUGAUGACAAUUUCACACGAUGAAAACGCCAUUGAAAUCGAUCUCCAUGAAAUACCCGGUGGGCCUGGUGGGUUUGAGAUAUGUGCGAAGUUUUGUUAUGGAAUGACAGUUACAUUAAAUGCAUACAACGUGGUGGUGGCUAGAUGUGCAGCAGAGUAUCUAGAAAUGCAUGAAAUUGUGGAUAAAGGAAACCUCGUUUACAAAACGGAAGUUUUUCUGGAUUCGAGCAUUUUCAGAACAUGGAAAGAUUCGAUUAUUGUUUUCCAAACUACAAAGUCUCUUCUUCUUACAUCGUCGUCUGAUGAAUUGAAGAUUGUCAAUCGUUGUCUUGAUUCCAUAGCUUCAAAAGCUUCCAUGGAUCCCUGUAAAAUUGAGUGGUCGUAUACUUACAAUCGAACAAAAUCUGAAAAUGGUAACGAAACGCCACUCUACAAUGGUGUUAGAAAACAGGUUAUGGUUCCAAAAGAUUGGUGGGUUGAAGAUUUGUGUGAACUUCCUGUUGAUUUGUAUAAAAAGGUCAUAACAACGAUUAGGGGUAAAGGGAAGGUAAGCCUUGAUGUUCUUGGUGAAUCUUUAAAAGCUUACACACAAAGAAGGUUAAAGAAUGGUGGCGAUGAUGUUAAAAUCCGUUCUUUGAUUGAAACGAUCAUGUUUCUUUUACCCAAAGAAAAAACGAGCGUUUCUUGUGAUUUUUUGAUUCAGUUAUUACAUGAAUCUGUUCGUUUGGAUUGUGGGGAAACAAGAAGGCGUGAAUUGGGUCAACGAAUUGGUCAACAGCUGCAAAACGCAUUGGUUUCUGAUCUUGUGAAUCUUGAUGUUGAUUUGGUUCAAGAACUCGUUAAGAUCUUCAUGAUGCAGGAUCAAAUUGCUGAUAAUGGCGACGAACAUGGCUUCCUAGAGGUCAAAUUCGUUGACUCUGCUUCCAAAGUCAAAGUAGCCAAGCUCAUCGAUUGCUAUCUUGCUGAAAUCGCCAAAAACCCUGAUUUGCCAUUGUUGAAGUUCACCGAUCUUGCAGAAAUUGUGUCCACUCUACCUCGAAUUUCGCAUGACGGAAUUUAUCGUGCAAUUGACACGUUUCUUAAGGAACACCCUGGGAUGAGCAAGAUUGAGAAGAAAAGAGUUUGUAGACUAAUGGAUUGUAGGAAGUUAUCAUCAGAAGCUUGCAUGCAUGCAAUCCAAAAUGAAAGACUACCUUUACGUAUUGUUGUGCAAAUUCUUUUCUUUGAGCAAAUACGAGCCGGGUCCCACGGGAGUUCGAGAUCGGGAACCACAAAUACAGAAGAAGAAUGGGAUUCGGUGCCAACAAGUGAAGAACUCAAGAGUUUGAAAGGGGAAUUUGGUUCUCUAAGGAUAAAAGAAGGUGGAAAUGGAAACCGAAAGGCUAAAGGAAUGGUUAUGUCAACAAGGAUAUUGUCUAAGUUGUUUUCAAGCAAAGAUAAGGAUAGUGAUAAUGAGAGUUCGGAAACGUCUGGGAGUCCGAGUCCUUGUUCGACAAAUGUACGGGAGAUGAAGUCGAAUACGGGUUCAAGAAGUAGGCGGCGGUCGACGUCAUAGUGUGUAGAUUGUAUGACAGUACAUACAUAAAGCCUAGUACUGUAUUUGAGUGUAUUAGACUGGGACUGAUGUCAGUAGGAUAAACUUGCUUCUGAUAUAUCGUCUGUGCAAAAGACGUGAAAUGUCAUGUUAUCCUAAUCACCGAAAAUAGCACUAGAAUGGUUGUGUAGUCUUGUCCGUUUUAUCUAGUCUUAUCCGGUCCAGUCUUGUUGUAUCUUUUGUUCCGAUAACAAAUGCAACUAAUUGUUAGAAUC
Messenger RNA from Lactuca sativa (garden lettuce), 2703 nucleotides. Its product is annotated as phototropic-responsive NPH3 family protein NPY4. Lineage: Eukaryota; Viridiplantae; Streptophyta; Magnoliopsida; Asterales; Asteraceae. Gene Ontology annotation, molecular function: protein binding. The record is from RefSeq and is a predicted model, not a curated record.